UCCGUUUUUUUCCCCGGGAAUGGGGUCGUCGCCCAGCUGCAUCACAGAAUGCGGAGGUUCAGAUUGUCGGCCUUUGGUGCAAAGGCUGAUGAGGGAGCCGGAGGACAAGGAGACCAUCUCCAUGCACAGGUAUGAACAUGCAGAAUCCACUGCUACACCUGAUACUACGGUGGAAAGCACUUGGGGCUCUCAGAUGCCGCCGCUGCCCCCGGUGAUGCCGGGACUGGUGCUACACGACGGAUUUUUGGAGGACGAAGCUUUGGAGAUGCCAGAAGAUCCCUUGGAUCGUCAGGAGAUCUCUGGUUUUAUCCGUGACCUGGUCAGGGGCAGGACUCUGCCGGUCUUGGCGGUGAAUGGCACUGCCGUGGAAUGCCUGGUGGCCAUGGACAAACAGCUCCGGUACAUGGUGAUCCAACGCACUGGAAAGAAGGAAGCGAAACGCCGUGCGCUGGCAUUGGAGACAGUGGACCAGGAGACCUCGAUGCCGGGUGGGAUGCAGUGGCCGCGCAGUGCCCUGCCUAGUGCUGAGGAAACAGAUGAGGAAGUCGUUUGGAAUGGAGCACCCGCGCAGCAAGACUUGCUCAUGACUGAAUCCGAGGAUGAUUCAGAGGUGGCGCUUCUGCAGAUGCUCGGCAUCAGCAGCGAUUUGGAUGAUGAGUUCGUGGAUAGCGACGGCGAGUCCGAGGCAGACCAGCAAGCGCUUCAAAUGAAAACGCGCGAGAGCACAGAGAAGGAGCGACGGAUGGAGGAAUGGCUUCAGCAACUCUGCCACGAGGUAGACAAGCUGCAAGCCACCAGCAGCUGGCUGACAGUGGGGCUGCAGCAGGCCCUGGGUGCAGUAGACAAUUUGGAACUUUGCUUGCAGCAGCAGAUCCAGUUGACUGAACAGCUGCAAGAGCUGCACCGAAUGCAACUGGAAGCUGGUUUUAGCCACGCUGACACAGAGUAUGAAAGAACAGAGGAAACCUGGGCUGAUUUCGCUUCGAUCUCAGCCCCAUGGAAUCCGUCCACUGAACUUUGUGGACAGAAAGCACCGCCUGAUCUCGAAAUGACCUCGGGCCUUUGGAAAAGCAUCAGUUUCUCUACCGGCCUUCCUGGUAUGACAAAGACGCAUAUCAAAGGCCCCCCAGAACACCUCGACGUCACCAGUGGGCAAGCCAUGUCGGCUGCCUGUCGACGUCGUGUGCGCUGUCACUCCGCCGUGCCGCUGCUUGUUGCUCCGCGGCGCUGGGAGAUGCUGCGCUUGCGUAUAGAUGGAGCACGUGAGAUUUUGAUUUCGAGGCUGCAGCAGUUUCUUGCAGGAAUUGAUGCCUGGCUUUUGCAGUCGCCUCUGUCCAUGGCGACAAGCAUGCCAACGGUGCCUGUGUGA
Cladocopium goreaui is the source of this 1369-nucleotide messenger RNA. NCBI's taxonomy places the organism in Eukaryota, Dinophyceae, Suessiales, Symbiodiniaceae. The record is from the annotation of a GenBank genome assembly.